Messenger RNA from Botrytis deweyae, 1167 nucleotides. RefSeq lists its product as uncharacterized. The record is from RefSeq and is a predicted model, not a curated record. Lineage: Eukaryota; Fungi; Ascomycota; Leotiomycetes; Helotiales; Sclerotiniaceae. The coding region runs from base 1 to 1167 and encodes 388 amino acids. The transcript is spliced from 3 exons.
AUGAGAGACCCCUUACUACAAAUGGCGGGCCUACCAGGAAUGAGAUCUCUUGGAAACGGUCCACUCCCUGACGAUGGAGUUGAUCGCACACCAACCCAAAGAUACCUUUACAACACCUUGGAAUUAUACGACAGUAAAAAUUGGUCGAAAGAUUUCCUAUCGACUGACGGACGAGGUCUUCUAGGUUGGGUUACCACGGAUAAUAUAUCGACAUCCACAUUAAAGGCCAAGAAACCAGUUGCCGAUUUUGUCCAGGAGCGGUAUUAUGGGGUCCCUACACUCGAAGAUAAGAUUCAGAUAUCCAUGUGCCAUGCGAUGGGAGAGUUUUGUUGGGUAAGAGGGUUUGCCGAAGCGUUGCGAAGACGAGAAAACGACGGUAGCCAAGAGGCGAAAGAGGUUUUGAUCGAUUUUCUCGGGUUCCUCAUCCCACGUGUCGUGUGGUGUGUGAAAUGUUGCAACCAGCAGUGGACGAGUGAUCGUAAUGGUCCUAUCAUUGAGAAGUCUUUGACGUGGUUGAAGAGAAACAAAUUGUUUCAUCCCUGCAUAAAGCAUAUCUCUAUAGAUUUCGACCCUAGAGAUGAAUUUAAUGUACCAUUUUUUGAGGAUUUUGUUGCUUUAUGCCGGUAUAUAUCAAGCGAUCUUCCCAACCUUGAUUCUGCAAUUAUCUGGUUGACGAUUGCUGAAGAUGAUUUCCAGGAGGUCUUGAAAUCUCCAAUGAGGUUCUCUUGGGUCCGAUCUUUUAGAGAAUUGCGAAUUAAGAAGGUUGAAAUAUGCCCGAUAUUGACCAAAUUGGGAGAAUCAGACGAGUCCAGGAGGUCUAGGUCACGAUAUGCCAUCAAUGUAAGGACUUCUUACUUUUGGGAUUUCCAUCAUGCUAUGCUUGGUUUAAGGAGCCUCCUUAUCAAUGAUUCGAAUAAUGAGAGAGAGUUAAUCACUCAUAUAUUGACCCCAGGUUCCAAGCUUUGGGGCUAUACUGAUGACAUUGAUGACGAUGCCUACAUCUCAUUACAGUAUAUGGAGAGCUGGCUUAGCUACACUGAUGAUAUUGCUGAUGACGCUUACAUUUCACUACAAUUUAUGGAAGGAUGGAACGAGAAACCCCUCAAGCCGUGUUGCUUUAGAAUAAUCGAGAAGUUUUGCAAACUUUUAAGACUACGAAGAUAUUAA